AUGCACUCCCUCGGCAAAGCUGCCGUUCUGGCACUCGGCAUGUCAGCCACCAGUUAUGGUCUUCAGGCGACCAUUCUGGCAGACACAAACCGAGAUGGCAGUGUAGACAUCACAGGUAACACUGACGUCCAGGACAAGGCAGUUUGGACUGAGGAACGAGGCGCCUUGUUCCUCCCAAACAUCGCCGACACCAACCGCCGGUGCUCUUCCAAAAUCAAUGCGAACACGUCUAAUGAAGAGCUUGACAAAUGCCACGAUGCAUCAGACAAUAUCCUCCGCAACCCCAAGUACCUGGCUCCGCUUCGUAUUCUUCCCAACCGCAACUUGACCGACUCUGCCACUGGUGUAAUCACCGUGUCAGGCAAGUUCGCCACAGAGAAGGUCCGAGUCUUUCAUAAGAACGGCAGCAACUGGAACCACAUUGCCGACAAGACUGUGUUUCGUGCGGAUGCCCUACGAACUGGGCUGGAACUAGGAAUCGACGCUCGCGAUGUCCGUCGUCCCAACGAGUGGGAUGGCAGAGUUACCAUCAACUUCAACGUAACUGACAAUGGAGAGACUGCCUCCGACCAAGUUGCUCUUCGCGUGGCACCUAUUCUGACACACCAUACUCUGCAAGCUCCGGACCAGGUCUUCACCGUUGCCGGCAUGGGCAGGCCAGCACAGGCGCAAUUCGCAGCUUUUAUUAAAACAUUUACCCGCCAGGCUGGAGUCAGCAAACCCGUCCACAUGUUCCAGGAGAUGGAUGUCUGGGCUCAAGAUUACUUCGAACCCGGCUACGCGAGUAUCCCGGGACCUCAAGGCCCCAUAUCCCUGCGAGUCUUUAUAAGAAGUAGUCAACCGGACCGUUCCGCAGGCAAACGAGCAUUCUGGGAACUAAGAUCCGACACAGUGGGAGCCGUGCAAUUCUUCCGCUCAUCUAAUGCGCCAAAUCCUCCCAGAACCAUUGAUUCAAUGGGAAACCUUGAAACCAUUCCACCUUACUCCUACAGGGGCAAACAUUACACUGCUGGCAGAGCAGUGAUGGGAAGGCAUGAUAAUUUGACUCCAAACAUUAUGACUUUCCUCAAGGCCCAGGAAGCCCAGUAUCCCAUUGACGACCUCGAUCAUACAUGGCUUAUUGUCGGUCACACGGACGAAUAUAUGCAAUUCCUUCCUGCCAACAACUCACGCGGAUGGAUCAUGACAGUCGGUGACCCCAUCGCCGGAAUGAAUCUUCUCAAAAAGGCCAAGGCAGAUGGCCAUGGAAAGGUUCUAGCCAUGCCUCGCAACCACCAAUCGUACGACCCCGAAAACUGCCUUCCGUCCAACACUAUUGACAGCGUUCUUGGUCUUCCCAACUUUGACAGAAUCAACCAGCACUGCGCAAACCGGAUCAAGCAUAACCUCGAUAUCAUCAAGCGAGAAACUGGCAUCACCGACGAAGAAAUCAUCCGAGUCCCUUCCGUUUUCUACACCGCGUUUCAAGGUUUCGAUUGUUCGAGACUCCCGAAACGCAGCGUUGGAGGACGAAGCUCCGAGUCUCCCACGAAGAAUAUCAUCGAGGCAGCAGGGGAUGAUAUGUCGGCCAACACCAUCAAUAAAAGAGGUGAACUAGACGGAAACCUGGCAUUCUAUCCUGGUACUAUCAACGGCGUUGUCUACGAGAACCGCCAGUAUUUGGCACCUAAUCCCUGGGGCCCGAUCAUUGGCGGACAGGAUAUCAUGGCCAAGGCUGUGAGCGAGGCGUAUGCCAAGGCUGGGUUUAAUGUGACUUAUAUGGAUGAUUGGUUUGAUCAUCAUAUUCUCGCUGGUGAGACUCACUGUGGCUCCAACGUUGCCCGUGAUAUCUCGCAGAAGUGGUGGUAA
Pochonia chlamydosporia 170 is the source of this 1848-nucleotide messenger RNA. Its product is annotated as protein-arginine deiminase. Bases 1 to 1848 code for a protein of 615 amino acids. Gene Ontology annotation, cellular component: cytoplasm. The record is from RefSeq and is a predicted model, not a curated record. NCBI's taxonomy places the organism in Eukaryota, Fungi, Ascomycota, Sordariomycetes, Hypocreales, Clavicipitaceae. The transcript has a single exon. Gene Ontology annotation, molecular function: protein-arginine deiminase activity; calcium ion binding.